GACAGCUAUAGGAACAGACAGCAGAUAUACUGACCACAUACACAUCAUGGCUCCUUGUAUGACUAUACAGAAGGCUGCUGGGCAAGCAGAACAUGAAAUAAGAAAGCUGAGAAAGCCAGUGAUUGAGAAGAUGAGGAGAGAUCGCAUUAACAGCAGCAUUGAGCAGCUCAGAACUUUACUGGAGAAAGAGUUUCACAAACAUCAACUUCCAUCCAAACCAGAGAAAGCAGAUAUUCUGGAGAUGACAGUGACCUUCCUGCAGCAGCAAUUGGCAGGGAAAUAUGUGUCAAAACCCAGCCAAGCCCAUGCAGAAGGAUACCGCAAAAGUGUCCAGGACUCUGUCAAUUACUUGUCGGGUUAUGAUCAAAGACACCAGAACAAGCUGAUGAAACAUUUUAACACUCAUCAAACAGCUUCUCAAGAACUGUCACAUGCAACAAUGUACUCCACUCCUUCCACAGUAGAGUCUAUUCAGACUGAUCCUGGACAAUCCCUGCACAACAACAGAAAGAGCCUCUGGAGACCUUGGUGAUGGUGGAAAGAUGUCCUUCAGACUGAGUCUAGAUCAUUGGAAAAGCCACAGGGUGUUCUCAGCUGGAGAGAUACCGUCCAUUGUCUAUGAUGUUUGUCUCAAGAACUCUUUUGCUAAACCCGUUAAGGUUUGGGUACAGGAUCAGGUGUUUCUUGCCUGUGUAGGACUUUCUCAGAAAAUGCAUGUUUUUCUUUCUGUCUAAAAAGAAAAAUAUUUAGGGAGUGAGACGUAUGGGUAACCCCUUGAGUACCAGGGUUGAAUGUAUCACACUAUGUUUUGCAAUAUUUGCAUGGUUUAUAAGUUAGGGUACAGCACUGACUGAUUAUGUUAAGUAAGCCAUAUUAAUUUGGCUAAUUUAUGCUUUUCGUGCAUUUUCUAUAGAAAUGCUGUUUUGUUUCUCUUUUUUGGGGAAGGUUGAUUGUUUCUUUCAGCAACUGAAUUGUUGAUAUAUGUUUAUUUUAUAUAAAUUAUAUAGCUGUCUCAUUAACUCUUUGAGUGCCCAUGGGUAAUCCAGUGGGUUAAGUGAGAUCGUAAGGCUCUUUGCUAGUGUAAAUUAUUGUAUAUAAACAAAGUUCUUUUUUAUUCCUUUAAGGGAAAAAACUAUUUGAUUCCAAUGAAAUCAGUCAAUGUAUUUAUUGAGAUUCUUGUAUGCUUUUGUAUUAUGUCAGUAAUACUACCUGGAUACAUGUGCAUUCUGAAAUUAUUCUUUUAAUAUGUGUGCAAUACAGUGAAUAAAACUCAGAAAUGUAUUCAUUUA
Molecule: messenger RNA, 1289 nt
Organism: Spea bombifrons (plains spadefoot toad)
Lineage: Eukaryota; Metazoa; Chordata; Amphibia; Anura; Pelobatidae
Product: transcription factor HES-5-like
Exons: 3
Coding region: 47-532 (161 amino acids)
Biological process (GO): regulation of transcription by RNA polymerase II; anterior/posterior pattern specification; regulation of neurogenesis
Cellular component (GO): nucleus
Molecular function (GO): protein dimerization activity; RNA polymerase II cis-regulatory region sequence-specific DNA binding; DNA-binding transcription factor activity, RNA polymerase II-specific
Source: RefSeq, a predicted model, not a curated record